Molecule: messenger RNA, 2010 nt
Organism: Cyanidioschyzon merolae strain 10D
Lineage: Eukaryota; Rhodophyta; Bangiophyceae; Cyanidiales; Cyanidiaceae
Exons: 1
Coding region: 1-2010 (669 amino acids)
Biological process (GO): protein transport
Molecular function (GO): Hsp90 protein binding
Source: RefSeq, a predicted model, not a curated record
AUGGUUGAGUCGGACGCAAGCGAUGGUAGUGUGCACUCCGUUGAGCAGAGUUGCAGUCCGGGACGUGCUGUUUCUCUUGAAAGUUCUCUUCGAAGCAUAGAGAGUCUACGUCAGCAGGGUAACACGUUCCUGAAGCGGGGCGCUAGCGGCAAGGCCGUGCGGUGCUAUACCCGCGCGUUGGACAGCAUCGAGCGUUUGCGUUCUACAGUGCACGGAGCGGAUACUUCGAAACUGGAAGAGACAGAGGCGCUGCUUCUAUCGAACCGGGCGGCAGCACUGUACAACUUGCUGCGUUUCCAGGAAGCGCUGGACGACGCCAAUCGAUGCGUUGCGCUGCGGCCGCAGUGGGCAAAAGCGCAUCGUCGCCGCGGACAGUCGCUGCUUCAUCUGGGCAACCUCGAGGCCGCCGCUGAUGCCCUACAGACUGCACAACAGCUUGCGCAAGAGCAGUGGAAAAAGGAACUCCUCCGUGACGGCUGUGAUGCGGAUGCUAUUAUUGCCGCGUAUGAGAAGCUGGAGAACAAUGCGUCCGCACUUGCGAACUCGAAGCCACCAGUGCCCGAGUCGUUACCGCCCAAGCCUCCGGCACUGCAAGAGAUCGAGACUGUGGCGGUGUUCGCUGCGUUACUCUGUGACCUGCAGGCGGCGAUGUUCGUGCUUCCGCCGGAGCCAGCGCUGGGCCUUCUUCGUAACUGCCCGGUAUUCACCAUCACCGACGAGCUCGGGCAGCCGUUUUUCCUCACCGAUGAGGACGGUGAGCAGGUAUGCUCCUUCUAUUUCGAUGUGGACGACGUUAAGGAAACCCUUGAGUGGAUACGGUCGGAGGAUGAGCAGCUCGGCAUGCGAGCCCAAAUCGUAUCCGUUGACCUUCCACGUGCCCUGCGCCUAGUGGCGGAUACUCAGCGAGAGCGCUUCGAGCGGACGUUGCGUCGCGGGCUCAAGGACGGUGCCGCCGCAGGCAUAUCGGCAUGCUAUCGCUCGACGCAUACGUUCCAGUUUCGUCCAUCACUCGAGGCCGUCAAGACGGCGGUACAUCUGUGGCGGGCACAAGAGAAAGCCUUACGGGAGAAUCCCGAAUCCGAUGACCAUACCGGAAACAAUGAACUGGAUGAAAUUACAGUCGAGAAUUUCAACGGGAUUCCGAUUUUCCAAGCCAAGGGUUUAACGGUACUCCAGAAUUAUCGCCAGCGCGUGCCGCUCUUCUUCGAUAAGAAUGAUCUGGACUUUGCAUGGCGUGAGCUCCGUCUAACUGCCGAAGAGGCAAUGCAAAGCGGUCGACAAAUCGAGCACCCGGACGUCGAGUUCAACGUUGGCGUGCCGGUGCCACCGGAUGAAGUGCCCGAAGAAUGCGAAGUCGAUGUAGGUACGCUCGAGGAUGUCUUGCAUCGGAUGGCGCAGGCUGCCAACGAGGGAUCCGACGAAUUCUCUGUCAUUCUUUUCGUGCCGUCACGUCGCUCUACGGAGUACCUGGGGCUUCCGUAUCCGCUCGAUGAAUUGCACAAGACUGACACGGAUGCGGAGGACUCGCAGUUGUCGUCCACUGACGCUGAAGAAAACGAGUUGCAGUCGUCGUUCGCUGCGCUCGGUGCUCCCGGAUCGACGCGUACUGAGCCGGAGGCGUGCGCACCAAAAGAGCGGAGCACGGAGGCUUCCUCGAGCCUCACACCAGCCCAGCGGAAGCUGCUGCUGCAGAGGCUCGCCACGCAAAGAAUUGCCAAGUCUACCUUGCGCAUGCGCAACCGGACGACUGGAACGCGUGCAGCAGCAAGUGGAGCAUCGAAAACCAGCAGCACCAUGAAUGCCGCCAAUACUUCUGCUGCUGCUGCUGCUGCUGCUGCUGCACCUGCAAGCGAUGGCCAAAGCGCUUCGACGACGCUGGCGUCCGAACCUCUGACUGCCCGCGAAAUCGUGCUACGAGGUGGUGAUCGGGAGACAGUGCGGGCGUACUUAGAAGCUCGGUUUGCUCAAAGGAGAAAGCAGCAUCAAGAGUCCAAUUCGGCGUCACAGUGA